Branchiostoma belcheri (Belcher's lancelet) is the source of this 1559-nucleotide messenger RNA. Its product is annotated as profilin-4-like. Bases 929 to 1387 code for a protein of 152 amino acids. Gene Ontology annotation, molecular function: actin monomer binding. Lineage: Eukaryota; Metazoa; Chordata; Leptocardii; Amphioxiformes; Branchiostomatidae. The record is from RefSeq and is a predicted model, not a curated record. The transcript has 5 exons. Gene Ontology annotation, cellular component: cell cortex.
UUCUUACGUGCAUAGCUUGUCUGUCAAGUGAGAAAACAAGACAUCUUGGCUUGGGUAUAAUUGUGCCAGUAUAUUCUUCAUUAGCUUUGGGUGAUAAAGCAUGUGGGUAGGUGCCAAAAGAAAGGUUUCUGUAGUUUAGUUUUGAUGGGGUGUUGAUUCUGGGAAUACCAGUCACACCAAGUGCUAAGCUGCCCCAUGCCGUUGCAUUUCGAGUGCCAUUGUCUGCCGGAAAUUUCCUGAAAACCCUACUUAUCCGAUUGUCCGGAGAGGAAUUCGGGUAGCCUUAAUCGACUUAGCGGAAAUUUGUGUGGAAGUCUGGUUAACACGGCAUAUAAUUUCCAUUUACUUCCAUUCAUCUGUUGGGCUUACUGGUGAUUAGCAUAGGAGAGCCCCUGAGAACAAUGCACGUGCGCUCGCAAAGGGACAUUAAGUCGUCCUUAAGCUAUCAAAAUCUGCCCACCUGAACUCAAAAUAAGAUUUUAAAAGAACUUAGGCAAACGCACACACUGCAAAAUGGAGGGGUAUUUGCCUGUAUUAAGUAGCUGUAUCGCGGCGGUGCAUUAGCGGAGUUCUGACGGGGCAUGUAAAGAUCCCCUGACCAAACGCUGAUCCUAUAGUGGCGCUUUGUUCGCUGCCUCGACCAUGCAGGACACCUGAUCCCACGCUUUUAGCUCCCGUAACGCCCAGACGUGCAGGCUGCAUUGUCUGCUGUCAGGGGCCAUCGCAGCACAUGAAUAAGGAAUUUUUCCUCCACAGGUUUCCUCAGAUUGUGCACUUCCAUCGAUAUGGCCACAGGAGAUGUCUCCUGACUACAGUUACCUGGUGACUCAGGGCCAAAGACACACAGAAAACACACGCUUGUUUCUGUGUUUUAGACCGGUUCUCUUCUGUUGACGAGGUAGCGUCUGUCAGGUAAAAACAGGGAAACAUGGCAUCCAUUGAGAGCAGCAGCCUGAAUUCUGGAACGGGAAUAGCAGCAGCAUACAAGGACAAGGUGAAGAUGAACCAGUUGCAGAACCUGCUCCAUGAUGCGCUCAUCUCCACCGAGCACGUCGAGCACUGCUGCAUCCUCCGCAGGAAGGAUGUGUCCCUCCGAGCUAGCUCUGUCGGAUUCACGCUGUACCAGGAUCAGAUCCAGAUGUUUGUGGACGCCUUCAAGAACCCGCCGCAGACGAGAGAGGAUGGUCUGUACUUCGAGGACAGGCACUACAAGUGUGUGAGGGCGGACAAGAAUGCUGUGUAUGCAAAAUGUGGGAAGCGAGGGCUGGUGAUAGUGCGGACCGGCAGCCUGCUGAUCGUGGGGACCUACAACGACAACAUGUACCCCAGUGUGUGUGUGGAGGCUGUGGAAAAACUAGCGGACUACUUUAAAGAGAAGGGGAAAUGAGUUUGGAGGAUGCAGCAAGAUUUAAAACAGAAGUGCUGUAACGAUUAUCUUACUCAUAAAGUUUGUAAAGCAUUGUGUUUACGGUGAUAUGAUGUAUUGAGCACUGACAAAAGUGAAGCAGCAGUUGUAUUUUUCAUGUGCCAAGUACGAAGGGAGGCACUGGUAAAAAUUU